Messenger RNA from Python bivittatus (Burmese python), 1565 nucleotides. RefSeq names its product ZW10 interacting kinetochore protein (gene ZWINT). Gene Ontology annotation, cellular component: kinetochore. Lineage: Eukaryota; Metazoa; Chordata; Lepidosauria; Squamata; Pythonidae. The record is from RefSeq and is a predicted model, not a curated record. Gene Ontology annotation, biological process: mitotic cell cycle checkpoint signaling.
UUGAAUGCAAGGGCGGGAAGAAGUUCCAAGAAUGGACCGACCGUCCUUGGAUGGUGGGGUUGGAGGAACGAUGAAGGCGGAAGCGACAGCCGUGGAGCUUCUAGCUCAGAUCAAGGAUGUGUUAACGUAUGAGGGCCAAACCACAAGUGAAAUGAAAUUUGAAUUACCAGCCCAGGUCUUGGCUGAGCAUGCAGUGAACACCAGGAAGACGCAGAAAUUGAUGUACACCCAACUGCAAGUGCUUAAAUUCCUUCUGGAUUUUCUUGACUCUGCCCCUUGCGUCCAGGAUGCCUCUGAUUCUGCUGUUCGAAAAGAAAUGGAAGAAGCCAAAAAGCAAUGGAAGGCCCUCAAAGCAGAUUACCAGCAACAGGUGGAGGCUAUCAAGGGGGCUGUGCCUCAGAUAUUAGCCAAACAGGAGGAAGUACGGAGCCGGGCUCUGCUUUUGGAGGAGGCUCUACAGCGCUACCAAGCGAAGAAAGAAGAAGUAGAGGAAAAAGCAAGGAGUGCCCAGAAGAGGCACCUGAAAGAACAGGAGCUCUUGAGAGAGCGGCAGCAGCAGCUAGAGAGGCAGGUUGCCGAACUGCAGGACAGGUUGCAGGAGCAGAGGAAGGAGUUGGAAUGCUUGCAAGGAGAGGUUGGGGAACAAGAGAGCCAAGCCAGGAUUUGGCGGGAGAAAAUGCAGAGAGUCUCUGAUUUCCGGGGCCUCUUGGAGACUUUGCAAGGUGUAAAGGUGAUCUGUGUCUCAGAGAAUGACAUGGAGGUGGAGCUGACUUCUCAUCCCCAGCCUGGGAUUUCUGUUCCUCAUUGCCUGAAGCUGCAUUUACACUGGGGAGAGGAUGGCAAUGUCACUUUGCAGAGUGACAGCCCCUCUUUCCUUCUCCCUGUUGUACUUCCCCUGGGUACCUGCAGCACCAUCAAAGGGGUCCUCUUGGAGUUGCAGCACAGCUACUCCCAUCAAGCACAGCUUCUGGCUGAAAUUGAGCUGCUGAAGAACUGUUUUGCAAUUGAUUGGCAGCCAGAGAAGAGACUGCUCAGUUACUUGAAGCCUUCAUCAACUUGCAGCCUCUAUGUGGAAUCAGGAUAUCCAACCAGUGGGCAGGUUCGCCUUCUCUCGAUAAAGACUCAACAUGGCACAACUGACGUGACUUCCUAUAAGCCCCCACAGGAAAAGCCUUCACUACAGAAUUGGUUGGUAUAUCUGAGCACCAUGGACUUCAAUACCCCUUUCCUGGCCUGAAAAGCUGCUCUUGCCUGUGUAUGUGUUACGUGGUGAGGAUCAAGGCCAACUUCUCUGGGUUAGGCCACCUUCUUGUAUCUUUGGAAGAAGAAGGAACUGGAAUUUAACUGGGACAGCUCUAUUGUGUGUGUGCAUGUGUGUGUGUUUGGGACCAUUUCAGCCUCUACUUCCCUCCCCUUUCACACUUGAUUGUCUUGAAUUGAGCUUCCAGUUCUCCUCUUUGGAUUCUCCUCUUUUCCUGUUACUCUUGCUACUCUUCCUGUUACUGUUAUGGCUGGAUGAGUGUUGCCCAUCUGUAGUCUGUGUCCAGUACUUAGCUUCUCCACAU